AUGGCACGGCGACGCCGCCCUCCCCGACCCGGCGCCCUGACCGAGUUCCCACCACUAAAAAUCCUCUCCCAAAUCGUGAUACUGCAGAGCAUCUGGUAUGGCGCGGCCACGGCGCUGAUACUGUUCACGGUGCUGGUGGCAGGCAAGAGUUUCAGUGUUGACCUGGUUCUGAGUUGGCGCAGCUUGAGGGGGGAUACAACCGUUGGGUGGAUGUUGGGGUUAGUGUGGUUAUUAAAUUCUUUGUUUGGUGUGAUAUCUAUCCUCUUCUUCAUCACGCGGAGUAAACUGGUCCCCGACUUCGCCCUUACACUCCAUUUCAUACACCUUGUCAUAACAUCCCUAUACUCGCAUUCUAUCCCUACAAACUGGCUAUGGUGGGCGCUGCAAGUUGCCAGCGUGGUUAUGAUGAUUAGCUUGGGGGUUUGGAGUUGUCAGUGGAGAGAGUUGCGGCCUAUUCAUUUUGGAGGUUCGAGUACUGCCCAGGUCACAGAGCACACCACUACCGAAGCACGUGAGGGUGGUGAUGAAGAACAGGGCCAUGGGCGAGGGAGGGGAAGGGGCAGAGGGAGGGAUGGAGCUGGCGAAUAUGAGAUGGUUAGCAUUAAGCCAGAAGCUGAGACCAGCUGA
Lachnellula hyalina is the source of this 627-nucleotide messenger RNA. It is a transcript of the gene SYS1, whose product is annotated as Protein SYS1. Gene Ontology annotation, biological process: protein localization to Golgi apparatus; Golgi to endosome transport; Golgi to plasma membrane protein transport. Bases 1 to 627 code for a protein of 208 amino acids. The record is from RefSeq and is a predicted model, not a curated record. Lineage: Eukaryota; Fungi; Ascomycota; Leotiomycetes; Helotiales; Lachnaceae. The transcript has 2 exons. Gene Ontology annotation, cellular component: Golgi membrane; trans-Golgi network.